UAAUCAUUACUACAACGACAUAGAGUCUAUCAACGCCAACGACGGUCAACAGUGUUACUAAAGAAAUAUUCGGAUUCAGUGCUAGAAAAUGCUAUCUUUAAUCCUACUGGGUGUAUUAGUGACAUAUGUGUUGGUGACAUGGUUGAAUGUGCUGCGAGAGAAGAGAAGGAGUAAGCUGGGCGGGCCGGCCCUCUUGCCCGUUGUGGGCUAUGGACAUCGGCUUGUUAAUUUGGAUUCCGCAGGUCUGAUCAGAGUGUUCGAAGAAUUUGCGAAAACUUACAACGAUGCAGCCUUCUGUCAGAUCCUGGAUGAGAGAUACGUCAUCUUCUCACACCCUAAAUAUGUCGAGUACAUCAUAUCAAGUACGGAGACCAUCACAAAAGGCCAAUCGUAUAAAUUCCUUCAUCCCUGGUUGGGUCAGGGCCUGCUCACGGCAACUGGGUACCGUUGGAAGUCCCACCGCAAGUUCCUGACGCCAGCCUUCCACUUCAACAUCCUGGCCAGCUUCCUGCCCGUCUUCAUCAAGACGUCCAGGUUUCUGACGGACAAGCUGCAGCAGCGAGCUGAUGGGAUACCGUUUGAUUUGUUCCCGAUCAUAGCGUUAGCUGCCUUGGAUAAUGUCACAGAAUCUAUCAUGGGAGUCUCCUUCAACGCUCUAAAGGACAGUGAGUCGAAAUAUGUCAAAGCUAUCGAAACGCUAAGCGAGAUAGUCUCCCUGCGCAUGCGUCACGUGCUGCUCGGGAACGACUUCCUCUUCAGCUUAUCUCCUUACAAGAAGACUCAGAAUGAAGCCCUGGAGAUCUUACACGGACACACGAGGAAGGUCAUUGAGACCAGGAGAAGGCAACUGGAGAAUAAUAAAAUGAAGAUUGAAAAUAAUGAAGACAUUGGUUUGAAGAACAAACAUGCCUUCUUGGACCUGCUGCUGCUUGCGGAGGUGGAUGGCAAGCCAAUCAGCGACGAGAGCGUCCGGGAGGAGGUCGACACCUUCAUGUUCGAGGGUCACGACACUACAGCAUCUGGCAUCGUGUUUUCUUUGUACUGCCUCGCUAAAGACGAACAAGUGCAGAACAAAGUGUUAGAAGAGCAAAAGUCUAUCUUCGGUGAUGACUUGAGCAGAGAACCGACUUACACAGACCUGCAACAGAUGAAGUACUUGGAAUGCGUUAUCAAGGAAGCGCUACGACUGUACCCCUCUGUACCUUUCAUACAAAGGUACCUCACACAAGAUAUAGACGUGAUGGGUUUUCACCUAAGCAAGGGCACUUCCGUGGUCCUGAACAUCUUCCACCUGCAGCGCAACCCCGCCGUCUUCGAGGAGCCCCUGGUCUUCAAACCUGAGAGGUUCCUGGAGACGUCCAGGCCUGGAAACGCUUACAAUUGGAUACCCUUCAGUGCUGGUCCGAGGAACUGCAUAGGCCAAAAAUUCGCGAUGAUGGAGAUGAAAGUGACGUUAGCGGCAAUCGUGCGACGGUUCCGGCUAGCGUCCGGACCGGAUCCGGAUCUGUGCGGCGCUCUCAUACUUAAGGCAACGCAGGGCGUAAGGAUCCGGAUCAAACCACGAGUCUAGUCUAAAUACAUCCGGCUGAAUCCAACUUCCGGAAGUCGAGACUCCAUUCUAGUCCAGGGCCCAUGCGGUGCAUACAGAAUUUACGAUCCAAUCCAGAACUAUGGUGGCGCGCUCUAAGCUUUGCAGGGCGUUCCACCCAGGCUAAUCCCCGAAUCUAAAUGAAAUAACACCUGGAUCCAAGCUCACAGACACACCUACGCACGUCCGGAUCAAUCUUAUACCUACCUACUUCCGGAAUUUGGGAUCCGACGCACUUGAUGACCUCGGAGCAGGCACUAUUUUUGUGAAACUACCUGUGAUUGUGACGCUUGAAAUUCGACCUAAUGGUUACUUAAUUUGAAAUAUAAUAAAGUAGAUUGCUUUUUCGUUAAAGGUCAUUUACAUAUCAAAAUGAAAAAGAGCUUUUGCAAGCUCGUUGGCAUGCAAAAUAAAACCAGCAACUUGUAAAUACGCGCCAACUUUCCUCAAGUAUGCGCCAACUUCCCUCAAAGCCAAUGAGGUGACAAGUUUUAUCCGAAGUGCUCCGCAUUAGGUUUACUUCGUCUUGAGUUUUUCCUUCUUUAGAAACAGAAACUUAGCUAAUGCCUGUUUUACAUGUAAAGUCCGGUUCACAAACAUCUUUACAAACCAGCGUUUUCCAAAAACAUGUGUACACGCCUUCAAGGCACUGAUAAUGGUAAGUACCUAAAUAUAUUUUUGGGACGUUGGCAUUAGGUUAUUACUUACUAACCCAGAAAUGUACUGGAAAAUGUCAUUGUCAGCCUUCGAGCAACACCGGCUUCCGACAUUGUCAGCUGAUUAUGGCGACAUCGACAUAAGCGCCAGGAAAAGUGUUUAUGCCGUUCAGCAGAAUAUUUCAGCGCGUGAUGACAUAACUAUUCAAGAGUAGCGCACCGUAGAUUAGGAAUGUGAUAUACUGAUAUUAAGCGAGCAUGAUACAAAUAAAAUAAUAAAUAUAUAUUAUUUAUUUUCACCUCACAAAAGAUAUUUAUUUAUUAUUUAUUUAAACUUUAUUGCACAAAACAUAAAAAUAAUGUACAAAUGGCGAACUUAAUGCCUAAUGGCAUUCUCUACCAGUCAACCAUCGGGCCAAACAGAGACAUGUAAAAAUGGUGCAAGGAGAACAGAGGCAUUUAUUAGAACAUUGGAAAACAACUGAACAACGAACAACUAAUAAUUCUGAUAAACUACAUAUAUAUUGAACAAUAUUAACUAUUAGAUAGAGUAAAGGACAAUUUAAAUUUACAUAUAUAUCCUUUGUGAGAGACUGGAGUCUGAACUAGGCGUAAACCUGUAAUACAGAUAUGUAUGUAUAAGUACCUAAUUAUAGUAUAUAUAAUAAUAUUUGUCUAAGUUUCACGUG
Molecule: messenger RNA, 2933 nt
Organism: Cydia fagiglandana
Lineage: Eukaryota; Metazoa; Arthropoda; Insecta; Lepidoptera; Tortricidae
Product: cytochrome P450 4d2-like
Exons: 11
Coding region: 89-1570 (493 amino acids)
Molecular function (GO): oxidoreductase activity, acting on paired donors, with incorporation or reduction of molecular oxygen; monooxygenase activity; heme binding
Source: RefSeq, a predicted model, not a curated record